AUGGAUCUCCACUGCGCGGCGCAAAAAAUUCUCCGCUGUCUCUGUCUCGAAGUCUCUCUCCGACAAACCACCGGUGCUCAGUCAACGCGCAUCAACCAUCCACCAACCUCGGCCAACAAUAGAUUCACUCCUAAUCGUCCGCGUUCACUCACUGAGUCAAGAGAAGGUCUUGACACGUUCUCCGAUUUCGCAUGCGGGAUUGAAUUAUCGAGGGACCGUGUAGCGUCAAGAGAUCGCCGGAGAAUGAGGGGUCUGGUAGUCAGGUAUAAAGUUUUGCAGCCAAAGGAAUCGGGAUCGGAAACACAUCAAGGGACACAUUCACCGUCAGUGGAUACGAGUGGGCAAUCUAUUUCUACCCCGGAGGACUAUUCGGCUUACGUCUCCGUUUUCAUCGCAUUGGCUAGCGAUGGCACCGAUGUAAGAGCUCUCUUUGAGCUUUUGUUGUUUGAUCAUAGUGGCAAAGGGAAGCAUAAGGUUCAUAGCCACUUCGAAUUUAUGGUUAUCUUUAAUCCGCAGAGGAAUACUAUUUAUGCUCGCGUUGAUUCCGCUCUACGCAGAAUCCGUGAAACAUCAGAGGCAGUACAAAACUUUGCAUCUGAUUACCUCAAGACACCACUUGGAGAGCCAGUGAAAGACAAAAAGAACAAAACCAAAACAGAGCUAUGGGUUGAGACAUUCUACAAGAAGACAACCACAUUGCCUGAGCCUUUCCCACAUGAGCUAGUUGAAAGAUUGGAGAAAUAUCUAGACACGGUAGAGGAACAACUGGUGGAUCUGUCUUCUUUGCUAUACGACCACAAACUAUACGUUGCUCAUCUCAACAGCUCAGCGAUUCUUCAGACCACCAUGUACGUAGAACAUGUAUUGGAAACAGAGAGGGAGAACAUGAGAUGCUGUAAGAUAGAGUACAAAUACACAGUCAGAGUCAAGUCUUAUCAAACGUUGGUGUACGGAGGGAUACUUGUAGCAGGUUUUCUUGUGUAUUUCCUUGUCACCUUCUUCUCUUCCCCUCCUGCUCGCUGA
Messenger RNA from Microthlaspi erraticum, 1023 nucleotides. NCBI's taxonomy places the organism in Eukaryota, Viridiplantae, Streptophyta, Magnoliopsida, Brassicales, Brassicaceae. The record is from the annotation of a GenBank genome assembly.